Messenger RNA from Lodderomyces orthopsilosis Co 90-125, 2115 nucleotides. RefSeq lists its product as uncharacterized. Bases 1 to 2115 code for a protein of 704 amino acids. The transcript has a single exon. The record is from RefSeq and is a predicted model, not a curated record. Lineage: Eukaryota; Fungi; Ascomycota; Pichiomycetes; Serinales; Debaryomycetaceae.
AUGUUGAUCAAGUACAUUGCUUUAUUGCUUUAUUGCCAGUUGAGUCUCACAUUACUUAUUCCACAUGUUUUAAAACCCCGAAUUUUUUCAUUAAGAUCAACUAAACAACGAUUACAAGCAACUAUUAACCCAUUAGUGCCCACUAGAAAAUUUCAAAAGGAUUUCUCUAUUCAUUCUAUUCUCGAUGAUAAUGGAGUUAAUGGAAAUGGCAUUAGCUACACGAACAACAAUAGCUCCACUUCAGAUAAUGAUAAUUUUGUUAUAAUUCCCAAGGAAUUAAUUAAUCCCACCAUGUUUUCAACUUUGGGAUUGAAUAAGUUGUUCAAUUUGGCUGACCAUGAAGAUCAUAAUCAUAAAUGGAUGAAUUUUAGCUUACAAGAUCAACUCUACAUUCCUCAAGAGUUCAAAACUUAUUUCGUCUUCAACACCAGUACAAUCAAGCAGAGUACGGGAUUGGACAUGAUUCAUAAACUACAACAACAGACUCAAAAACAUUACAACUCCCAUACAUUGACUCAAUUUUUACUGCACAUUGUACCAUUUGACAUUCCUGAACUUGUUGAAUUGGUUGAUUAUUAUAUGGUGGUGCCAAAUUUACCCAAUUUACAUAAUUUAACAUCAUCGAUUUAUCACGAAGGGCUAUUAAGUUAUCCAAUGCUGCAAUUACCGGUAUUUCGAUCACAAUUGAGUGGCAAUAAACCAUUGAUUGUUUUCAUGUUUAACGAAACUGAUGAUUUUAAUGUUCCAAUUGACCACGUUUCAAUAUCACUGUUACAACAACAACAACUGGAUCCAAUUUCGAAAACAACUACGCACAUCAUGUCAAUUAAGAAUUAUUUGAAAGCUCCCACUACAUUUUCAACUUUUUUUGACAAGUUUGCUCGCAACUGGAUUGAUCAAGUUGAUUAUGAUUCUUUAAUUCAUUCAGUAUUUUGUAAUGUUAAUAAUCACGAUGAAGAUCAUAGUUUUUGUUUGAAAUUGCGUCAACAAAUGGUUGAUAUUGUGCCUGCAUUUAAGAAAUUUGUUGCCAAAUCUGAUCCCAACAUUGUUGCCACUGCAGCAACAGCUACAUCGUCUCUGUUGAAACUGAACAGAGUAGCAUCUUAUUUGGCGAAUGGGAAUGACAUCAAGGUUCAAAGUCAAGCGGUUCGACAAGUUCAUGAUAAAUUACAAGCCAAGAAACACGCUUUAACGAUGGCUGGUACCGCUGGAGUCAAUUUAAUUCGAAACCCAAAAGAGGUCUUACACAAAUUAGAUGAUUUGAUCGAUGACAAACACGAUAAUCAGUUGAAUAAAUUAGACGAUAAAAGGGAUUCUCUUUGGAGUUCACUUGAUGACAAAAAAGAGGCCGUGUUGAGUUCAAUUGACGAUAAAAAGGAUUCAGUAAUGGACUCAGUAAUGGAAUCCAUCGGAAACAAGAAAUCAGCUGUCCUCGACGAAUUUGACGUUGGUAUUGAUGGAGGUAAGAUCCUAACUUCCAUAGAUGAUAAACGACAACAAUUUACUGAUUUAAUUCAACGUAAAAAAGAGGAUUUACAAACAUGGAAAUUCAAACCUCAAUUGUUUGAGAAAUCAAACAAGAAGGAAAAAUUAGUUGAUAAAUUGAAAUUGAAAUUGAAUCGUGAUGGCGAUGAUGAUUACGACUCCGAUUAUGACCAUCCUGCGUUAUACUCUGAUUAUUCUGAUGAAGAUCGAUACGGAAGCCACAAUGAUAAUAAUGGCAAGCAUAUCCAUAAGAGGAGUAUUGCCGUUGCAUCUAAUGGAUUAAGGAAAAGAUAUCUUGAUGACGCAUCCCUACAGUCUGGAGUUGGUGAUUAUUUCGAGGAAGGCGGGUUUUCAUUGCCUUUAUCAUUACUAAACUAUCAAGAGCCAAACAGUAAUGACGAAGAAAGCAAUAACGACGACGUUGAUAGACUUGAUGAUGAACCACCGAGGAAAAAUACCUACAGUCAAGUAAUGAAUUUGGAUCCAUUAUCACCAAUGAAUCGCAAACGAUCAUCUAAAGAAGUAGAAGAAGAUGGGGUGCUCGCCGAAGAACCAUGUCAACCAAUCACGUGGUACAAUAUUUUCCAUCAUAGUGUAUUUGGUGAACCUAACUUUUGCAAUGAAGAGUAG